Argentina anserina (silverweed cinquefoil) is the source of this 1786-nucleotide messenger RNA. RefSeq lists its product as uncharacterized. Lineage: Eukaryota; Viridiplantae; Streptophyta; Magnoliopsida; Rosales; Rosaceae. The transcript has 4 exons. The record is from RefSeq and is a predicted model, not a curated record. The coding region runs from base 264 to 1577 and encodes 437 amino acids.
AUCACUGUUACUCUUCAAGCUCAGGCAUUUCUGAAUUUGCCUUGUGUAUUAAGUACACUGACUGUGUGACUGGCAGUUGCAAAAGGCAAUAUGAACAUUCUCAAACAUUGUAUACAAACUUACAUCUGAAUCAAAGAACAAAACCACUUGGGGAUUCGGUUUCUUUUCUUAUUGUCUUCAUUGAUCAACCCCUAUUAAAGGGCCCCCGCACUCAUACAAUCAUCUCAAGCAGAGGCUGUUUGUUAUUCAAUUUCCUUCACCUCAUGGCAGCAGUCCCAGAAUCACAAGAAACCAUAAUCCCACUGAUAGACACAUCAGAAACACAAACAAAAACAGAACCAGAUGAUGAUACCAUUGUUGAUCUCACUCUCUCCCGCUUUGAGACCUUUCUCAGGCUCUUCGGCUUCUGCCAGUAUUCCUUUUGGAGCUUCAGUCUCUCAUGGCUCAUAUUUCUUCUCGUGGUUGUUGCACUGCCAGUGCUACUUAUUGUGGUCUUUCAUUGUCCCAGUUGUGACAAGUAUCAGAUCAAAAGUUUCGAGCUUGAGAUUCUGGUUUGCCAAUCUCUUGUGGCUGCAGUUUCUUUGCUUUGCAUAUCUCACAACCUCCGCAAGUAUGGAGUAAGAAGAUUCUUGUUUGUGGAUAGGUAUCAUGGCCAUAUGACUCAGUUCCAUGAUGAGUAUAUACAAAAGAUCCAUGAUUUCUUUCGCUUGCUGUUAGUUUGGUUACUACCUUGCUACCUUCUGAAGACUGCUCGUGAAAUCACUCGAGUCUUUUAUGUUCCCCAAGAUUCAUGGUGGAAAUCUGUUGUUGUGUUGUUUGCUUACCUUGUGCCGUGGAUGUAUUCAAACGUAAUAUUCCUAUCAGGCAGUUGUUUGUUCAAUUUGGUGUGCAAUCUGCAAGUCAUACACUUUGAUAACUAUGGGAAGCUGUUAGAAAUGGAUAUAGAUGUUUCUGCAUACAUUGAGGAACACAUUCGUUUAACGCAUUAUCUAUCCAAGAUUAGCCACAGAUUCCGAAUCUAUCUUCUUCUUCAACUCUUACUAGUCACAGCUAGCCAGUUUGUGGUUCUUCUGGAUACCACUGAAAACAGCAGAAUCAUCAAUCUCAUCAAUGGAGGAGACUUUGUAGUCUCCUCAAUUGUUGAGCUUGUUGGGGUAAUCAUAUGCUUACAAGCAGCUGCAAAGAUUUCACAUAGAGCUCAAGGGCUUGCAUCAGUAGCUAGCAGAUGGCACGCUCUGGUCACGUGCAGCUCCGGCGAUCCUUCUCAAUCGGGAAUUGAUAAUGAAACAGAAAACUUGGAGACUUCAUAUCCAGCUGGUUCAUUGCCCAUAAACUACUCAGAAACUGAUAUCGAGUCUCUUGAUUAUGUGCCAAUGCCUACAAAUACACAACUAGCUUCAUACAUGUCCUUGUAUCACAAAAGAGAGGCUUUUGUUAUCUAUAUGCAGUCCAACUUCGGCGGGGCUACUAUAUAUGGAUGGAGGAUCGAUCGGGCGCUGAUUAAUACUAUCUUCUUUGUUGAGCUUUCACUGGUUCUCUUCGUGCUUGGAAAGACCAUAACAUUCACCACUGCGUGAAUUAUGAACACUGUUUUGCGACUUUUAACGUAUAUGAGGGGCAUUGCCAACACAAUUGUAAGUCUUAAUUUCAGUUGUUAUCGGAGUAGGAGAACUUCAAUUGUCUCAAGCCAGAACACGCAUUACUUAACCUAUUCAACUUGCAUUCUUAAAUGCAGGGAUAGUGUUUUUGUCCUCACGGGUUUCCCAUACAAGAAUAAUAUCACAGU